AUUGCCAAGCAUUUUGAGUCAAAUCAUAUGGACAACACAUGUGUAUUCAAAUUAUUAAUUGUAUAAGUGUACAAAACUUCUGCCAGGCAAAAUGCGUCGCCGCCAGUUCGACAAGUGUGUCAAAAAUACUAUGGGAGCCAAGCGCGUUAGGAUGGUCCAUUUCGGUCUAGAGUCCAAAUGUGUGCCGCUGAAACGAGAGGCCAACAAUAGCGCGAAAGUGCAACAGAUGCAGCAGCCAAACAGGAAGCAACAGCACCCGCAGUCUGUUAAGCAUGCGGCCUCGCCUCAAGCCAAUAAAGAGCUCAUUGUACACUGGACACGCUCGGAGCGCCAAAACUAUGAACCAAUUCGUUUGUUGCCACCCUGGUAGGUCUACCCCACGGCAAUAACCACAAAUAAAUAUUAUGCGCACCCAGCGGAUUCACUCUAAAAUUGACUCAAUCACUGUGUUAGGCAUCGGACCUCAAUCUAACGUCUGAGCGCUUUAAUUUUAAAUUGUGUAUCUCCCUUUGCAUCAAAAAAAAUUAAAAAUUUACAAGCAAUAUAUA
Molecule: messenger RNA, 548 nt
Organism: Drosophila arizonae
Lineage: Eukaryota; Metazoa; Arthropoda; Insecta; Diptera; Drosophilidae
Source: RefSeq, a predicted model, not a curated record